AUGCGUCGUGGUCGGUAUGCCCCUGGCGCGGCAGCCUCCGCACAACUUUCGAGCUCCAGGGCUCACAGACUACAGCCGACACUGUGGUUCAAGAUUGCACUACUUAGCAACUGCCUUGCUGGUCAGCUUGCAUUUGGAGCGUUCUCAUUGCUUCCGCGAGGGACGCUGAGGACACGAGAUAGAUGCGGCGUCAUCCUUCGAGCAGAACACAGCCCUGAAGGUCUUUGGUCAGCUCGACCAGAAGAUCGCGAGAUGACAAGUGCGGAGAUGCAGCUUCGCUUCGAACGUAAUGGCUUCUGCCAUGUGCCCUCGUUCUUGACUGUGCCUGAGGCUUCUUCACUAGCCCAGGAACUCGCACAUGUCCAGUCCUUGGAAAUCUGCGAGAUGGCAGCUCUGCAGCACGAGUUGAGGCAGCAUGUUGCCCCAGCUCUCGCGAGAUCCUGCCGCACAACGCAGGACUGCAAGGAAAUGCUGCAGAAAUAUGAGAAGUCAGGGAAGGUGAAGUUUUUGCAAUACUUCAACUUGCAUCGUCACAGUGCUCUCUUGCGCCGAGCUGCUCUAUCUCCUCGCCUGGCUUUGUGGGCAGCUCGCUUGCUAGGUGUCUCUCAGGUUCGCCUUUACCAGGAUGCACUGUUCAUGAAGUACCCCCGACAUGGCCCAACACGCUGGCAUUCCGACCUUGCCUUGGCUCCCUUCGACACGAACGCUUUCGUGACGGUGUGGCUCGCUUUGACCCCUGUCCCAGCCAAAGGGGGCGCGGGACUCCGGUUUGCUCAGGGCAGCCACCGUGACUAUACUCUCCAGUAUCAUAGCGAUCUUGCAGAAAGCUACACGCAGGACGAUUUGAGCAGCCGUUAUCUUAUAGCAGAAGGCACCGACUUAGAGCCCGGCGAUGCAACAUGGCACCACGGCUGGACAUUGCACGCAGCCUCGCCCUUGGAUAGGUCGGCAAGAAGCCCACGGGUGGCCUGGGCUAUUAGCUUUGUAGCUAGUGAUGCCCGGAUACUUCCGGAGGAGUCUCUGAGCAUCGUCCAGGAAGCAGAAGACUCCGUGUCUUUCCGGCCUUGGAUCGGCAAGUUGCGGCCUGGAGGUCGUGCAGAACACGCAAUGCUGCCGCUGCUGCCGGUAGAAGCAUGA
Messenger RNA from Symbiodinium necroappetens, 1137 nucleotides. The record is from the annotation of a GenBank genome assembly. NCBI's taxonomy places the organism in Eukaryota, Dinophyceae, Suessiales, Symbiodiniaceae.